AAAGCUGUCGCCUUUAAGUAGCAAAAAUAGAUCCGUGGAGGAAGAAAGCGAGAAGAGGAGCGACAGAAAAGUAGAAGAUUUCGUAGGGGAAGAAAAAGCGAUAAUAUCUGCUUCGUGAUAUCUGUGUUUUUAGUCGCUUGUGGGGAAGGGUGAAGACGAGAGCGCUCUCCUCCCUCCUUCACCAUGUGCUCCAACAUCCGCCAGUAUAAAUAGGUCGCUCGCUGUUUAUUUCUUUCUCCAAGCUCUCUGUUUUCUUCUUUCUCAGCGGCUAAGUAGCCAAACAGAGGAUCUUCAUCUUCUUGCCUUUUUCAGCUUGUGACUAUGUCAGCUUGGAAGGACAGGGAAAAUGAUCCUCGUAUUGAUGGGAUUGCUUCCUCAAUGCGCGUCAUUUCUGACUUCCCCAAGCCAGGGUUUAAGUUCAAGGACAUUACCACGCUGCUUCUCAAUCCUGAGGCUUUCAAGAACACUGUGGAUUUGUUCGUGGAGCGUUACACAGGCAAGGAAAUUUCCGUCGUUGCAGGAGUUGAGGCAAGAGGCUUUAUAUUUGGCCCCCCCAUUGCUUUGGCAAUUGGCGCAAAGUUUGUUCCUUUAAGAAAACCAAAGAAGCUGCCCGGUGCAGUAAUAUCAGAGAAGUAUGUUCUGGAGUAUGGAAGUGAUUGCCUUGAAAUGCAUAUUGGGGCUGUUGAAGCUGGCGAACGUGCACUAGUAGUUGAUGAUUUGAUUGCAACCGGUGGAACGCUUUGUGCAGCCAUAAAAUUACUUGAACAUGCUGGUGCGCAAGUUGUGGAAUGUGCCUGUGUUAUUGAAGUACCCCAUCUUAAGGGCCGGGAAAAGCUGAAUGGGAAGCCAUUGUACGUGCUUGUGGAAACUGAAUGAUGCUGCUGCUGAUAGAUUAAUAGUGGAAGCUUGAAGGGAUGAUUAAUAUAUUCUUAGUAUAGAUUUAAUUAGAUGAAAUCUGGUCAGUUAUUUUUUUAUUAUUCUGACAUUUUAAUUAUCUCACCAUGCAAUUUAGCUUUUACAUUUUCUAUUUUUUGUUAUUUGCAUUGUGGUUUCUUAUGAUGAGGUCUGCUUGCAAUAUUAUGUACGAUGGACGGGAAUGAGUUGAUAUUUCUCAACUUGAAUA
Molecule: messenger RNA, 1123 nt
Organism: Phalaenopsis equestris
Lineage: Eukaryota; Viridiplantae; Streptophyta; Magnoliopsida; Asparagales; Orchidaceae
Product: adenine phosphoribosyltransferase 4-like
Exons: 7
Coding region: 322-876 (184 amino acids)
Biological process (GO): adenine salvage
Cellular component (GO): cytosol; cytoplasm
Molecular function (GO): adenine phosphoribosyltransferase activity
Source: RefSeq, a predicted model, not a curated record